This is a messenger RNA of Miscanthus lutarioriparius, 1476 nucleotides long. Lineage: Eukaryota; Viridiplantae; Streptophyta; Magnoliopsida; Poales; Poaceae. The record is from the annotation of a GenBank genome assembly.
AUGUCGUCUGAAAGCCAUUUAUGCAUGGAUUACAGUCGUGCUAUCAAUGAAUUGGUUGCUUCCAUGACCCGAGAGCUUGUAUAUUGGCGGUCCCAUGGUAUAAUUGAUGACCAUGGAACUAAAUGCACCCUGAUUUACAAGGUCCUCGAACACAUUCGUGCAUCAGAUCCAAAUGCUUAUGAGCCAAGGGUUCUCUCUAUUGGUCCUUAUCACCACAGUAUCCCCUCAUUAUUACCAAUGGAAAAAGAAAAGUGGAUGUGCCUUGACUAUGUCCUUAAACUGAAUCCCAGUAGAAGUUUACAUGACUACCUAGCAGUGAUAUCAGCACUAGAGAGGGAAGCAAGGAUGUGUUCUGCAGAGGAUGACAUAAUAAUAGGAACAACGUUUGUGGAAAUGCUCUUGCUUGACGCCUGCUUCAUACUUGUAUGCCUUAAUGGCAUUGGAGCGAUCAGACUACAAGCAGAUAUGCAUGGAAAAUAUUCUUAUGAACGAGACAAACUGACAGAGCUUCUUGUUGGACAGAAUAAAUCAAUUACAAAUGACAGUGAAACAAUGUCGGGGAUGCCUAACCUCUCUUGCACAACAAACGAUGAUUUUGUACUUCAGAUGAACGCUUUGCAGAUGGAAGAAAAUAGAGUUGAUUCUCAUCAAGAAAACAUUCAUGGUAACAUUGUUGGCCAGGACCAAGAGAACUUAGAGAUGGGUGAACAAUGGUACAAUAGUUCUGCUGUGUAUGAUCUACUCCUGUUAGAAAACCAAAUCCCCUUUUUUGUUGUUACCAAAAUAUAUGAGCUUCUAGUAGAUGAUGAAAGCAUUACACCCAGAUUACUUACAGAUAACUUGGCAAGAUUCAUAGAAGGUAUUCUGGUGCACUUCCCUCUAUCAAUUCAAGAUACCAACAGGCCAAGGGACUUCGACCAUUUGCUCCACUUAUGUUACAUGUAUUUCAAGCCUACACACCGAAUGCAAGACAACCACAAAAUGAAGAAAACGGCUGGUUACAUUUACAAUCUUCUAUGUUCAGGUUUCAAAGCAGAAGAAUACCAUGAAGCUGGGGUUGAAUUUACAGAAAGGAUAUUUGAUGAACAUGAGCCGCACUCUCUAUUGGAUAUAGAGUUUAGAAAUGGAUUACUUCAUAUCCCAUGUUUGCCAAUUGAUGAUAAAUCUGGCACUGUAUUUAGGAAUCUUCUUGCUUUUGAGCAGACCUGUCCCUCAGUUGGCAAUGAUUUAGCUUCUUAUGUGUAUUUCAUGUCUCAGCUCAUCAGUGUUCCAGAUGAUGUUGCUUUGCUUUCUCGGAAAGGAGUCAUUGUAGAUCAGCUAGAAAGCGAUAAGGAUGUGUCAUCUCUGUUUGCUGAGCUCUUCGAGAAUAUUGAUUUCAAUUUCAGCGGCUUCACAGCUUUAGCAUCAGUUGUCAUGGUCUUCUGUAGUAUAGGACAAACUAUUCUUGCUUUCCUGUCCUAUAUGAGCAAGUCAUGA